This is a messenger RNA of Carcharodon carcharias (great white shark), 2347 nucleotides long. RefSeq names its product CXXC-type zinc finger protein 5-like. NCBI's taxonomy places the organism in Eukaryota, Metazoa, Chordata, Chondrichthyes, Lamniformes, Lamnidae. Gene Ontology annotation, cellular component: nucleus. Bases 4 to 837 code for a protein of 277 amino acids. Gene Ontology annotation, molecular function: methyl-CpG binding; zinc ion binding. The transcript has 3 exons. The record is from RefSeq and is a predicted model, not a curated record.
GCCAUGUCUGCUGGAAGAGGCUUUGUCUGCACCCGGAAACCUGGCGACGAGCAGAAACCGGACGAAGUGAGCGUCGUGGUGGUGGACUCUGAUUCCGAAGAUGAAAGUUCCAGGCUCUCCGCAAAUUGCCGCCAAACUGGCCGAGGGGCGGAGUGUCCGCGGGCGCCAGGCUUUCCGAAUGGUCGGUCAGGAGGAUUGCUCUGGAAUAAUGACGGCGCCCAGCUCUGGGAGAGGAAAGCGGCUGCAAUGUGCACUCCCGACACUCCGAGAAGUGGCCCAGGGAGGCUGCCAGGCACUUUGCAAACUGACCCAGACCCGCCCUCGCCCCCGCCCCCCUCGCCCAGGCAAACUUCAGGCGAGCUGCUGCCUCCCGCGGACGGGGUCGGGGCCGGGGCCGGCGCCUUCUCCGCCCUGCCCGCCCCUCUGGGGGCCAUCUCCCUCCCCCCAGGCAUCAUCAUCAUGACCGCCCUGCACUCCCCCGCAGCCCUGGCUGCCAUGGCAGACGGGGCACUGCACCUCGCCAGCCUGCCAGACUGCCCCCUGUCCCAUCCGGCGCCGGCUGCCGGCGGCCACCCGACCAAGAAGAAGAGGAAAAGGUGCGGGCUAUGCGCACCCUGCAGGAGGCUCAUCAACUGCGGAGAGUGCAGCAGCUGCCGGAACCGCAAAACCGGCCACCAAAUCUGCAAGCUGCGGAAAUGUGAGGAGCUGAAGAAAAAACCAGGCUCUUCACCAGAGGAACAUUUUUCGCACCAUUUGACUCGGGCAAUGGAUGUAGACUGUGGAUAUUCAAGGGUAAUCGUCCCUGGUGGAGGGGAAGCUUUCAGGUGGUUCUUCUGAGAGUAAUUGAGGAGCUCCUCACAACCUCAUGGAACGUGAUUUGCCUCACAAGUGGAGAACGUGUUCUGCAUGUGUUCCUAACGCAAGGCAUGAGUUCUAUGCCAGUGGUUCCUUUUUGUUAUCAUAGUGGACAUUGUAUUUUUUAAGCAUCUUUGGUUUUAUGUGAAAACUACGUGUUGGUAUUAUUAGAGAUGAAUUGUACAAAAAUGCAACUUGUACUGUUUGAUGGAGAGAACUGGACAAUCAUUAUAACAUAUUACGUAUGCAUUUGUGGCCAGUGCUAUUGUUUAUUAAAAAGAACUUGUUUUAAAAGAUGGGGAUUAAGCAAUAACCUGCAGUGCAAUUGUAUAGAUAAUGAGCAUGAUUUGUAAGCUAGUGAAGGAUAUAACUGUUUUACUAAGAGCCAAUUCUUUUUCCUCUUUGUUUAGCAACAUGUUUGUAUUUCUUAGCAUGCUCCCAGCUCUUGCUUCCUCAGCCUGUUAUCAGCUGUUUCUUCAUACUGACUGAAGAAGCCAACAGGGCUGUUAUAAGGCCAUUUGGUUUUCAAAAAUAGUGGACCAACUGAAUAACAGAUGAGUAGUAAAGGCCAUUCUGUUCAGCAUAGGAGGAGGCACAGGGAGAUGGAGGAGGUCGUUGGUUGUAAUGAAAUCCCCUUGCCCUCCUAGCCGUCAGUUACAUUUGUUACACACCACCAGCAAAGAGACAUACUUCACAGGGUCUUCUCUUUAAAAAAGAGAUACAUUUUGGUGACAGUACAGGCCGAGUGGUCUUUGCAGAAUCCGCCAUUUGGGGCAUUGUGUAAUUCCUAAUCAGGAAUUAGCAACUGACCUCAGAAGACACUCAGGUAUAUUUUCAUCCAGUAACUGGUGUCAGCAAAACCUUCCCUUCAAGCUUCUGACAGGAAGAAAAUGUGUCACUGCAGUUAGCAGGGCCACUUCCAAAGUGCAAAAUUACCUCCAUAAAUAAGAUUGAAUGCUCCUCAUGACUCCUUUACGAUGAAAGUGCCUGUAAUGGUUGUUUAAUCUUUCAGUUCUGUGCCAGAUUAUUGAAGUACAAGGGGAUGAGGGGGCAGUUUAGUGGGCCACUGCCCUGACCUCUUAGCUCUGAAACCCAGAGCACCAGUCCAGCUUCAAUGUCUAGAACAAAACCCUUUCUCUCGCUUUUACUAACAGCAAGCAUUCGACAAGCAAUAACUUUGAGAAAUCUCAACCCGCUCACUUGCUGAGUGCAGAUGCAUGGAAAAAGUUGCCCCCAACUGGGCAUUGUACUCAGAGUCUCACAUAAAGAGACCACUGGUGUGAUUUUUGGAACAAAGAAAAUUUUCCCAAUAGUUUAGUUGGGCAUGCUGUUUUGCUUCAGGGUUUUCGGCAAUUUGUUGACAUGGAGUGGACGUGGGGAAGAUGUUUCCAUUGGUAGGAGAGACUAGGACCCGAGGGCACACCUUCAGAGUAAAGGGAAGACCUUUUAGAACAAAGAUGAGGAGAAACUUCUUUAGCCAGAGAGUGGUGAA